GGAAAAAUCUCUAAGAAAUUUUAAUGAAACAUAUUGCCAAAAAUAAUUGUUUAAUAAGUGUAAUAAAAAAUGGAUUGGCAACUGCUCACUUUAAUAGACCUGAGAAACUUAAUGCUGUACAUCUUGCAAUGUGUGAAGACAUUAUUGAAAGUACAAAAAUUUGGAAUUAAAAUUCUGAAGUGACUAUUUUAAAAGGAAAUGGUAGAGCAUUUUCGGUUGGAGGAGACUUAAAGUAAAAUAGUAAAUGAAAUUAGACAUGUAUUAAAUUUAUCAGAAAGAAAAAAUGAUGAAUCAAAUGUAUCUAAAAUUGGUCACUUAGGAGAUGAAGCUAAAAAAGCAGUUUAUGCAAUGAGUUCAACUGAUAGCAUUUUAAUAACAAUUAUGAAUGGAUAUGCUAUGGGAAUAGGUGCUGGAUUUGGAAUAAAUUCUCAUUUUAGAAUAGCAACUGAGAAUUCUAUUUUUUCUAUGCCUGAAUGUAAAGUUGGUAUUGUACCUGAUGGAGGAUGUGGUUUAUAUUUUAGUAAAAUGCCUUAAAAUUUUGGUUUAUAUUUAGGUAUGAGUGGAGAACAAAUUGAUGGAGUUAAAAUGGCUCAUUUAGGAAUUGCUGAUUUUUUAAUUGAAAGUUCUUUAUUACCUGAAAUUGAAGAAGAAUUUGAACAUGCUUAAUUUUUAAGAGAUGAAGAAUCUAUUUGUGAAUUCUUAUUAUAAAGAUAUUGUAAAAAACAUAAAACAGAAUUUAAAGUCCCUAAAUAAUUUGGAAAUGUUUUAGGUUUAUCAUCAUUACCAUCUAUAAUGUCAGCUAUGGAAGCAUAAUUUCCAUAAUAAGCAUAAUAAAUUAGAAAAAAUAGUGCGUUUUGUGUUUAUGCUUUUUAUGAAUCAUUUAUGAAAAAUAAAAAUGCUAAAUUAACACUUAAGGAUAAUCUCAAAAUGGAAUAAUGUGUCCUUGAUAAAGUUGUUGUUAGAAAUGAUCUUGUUGAAGGCUUAAAAAGUUUAUUUGUUGAUAGAACUUAUAUACCUAAAUUUAAUCCAAGAACAAUUGAGGAAGUAAAUCUAGAAGAAAUUCAAAAAUGUUUUGAACCUUGCUUCAGAAAAUUGUUUGAUGAUUGA
Messenger RNA from Paramecium sonneborni, 1107 nucleotides. Lineage: Eukaryota; Ciliophora; Oligohymenophorea; Peniculida; Parameciidae. The record is from the annotation of a GenBank genome assembly.